AUGCUCUCCAUUUUUCACCUGAGAAAACAACAGAAAAAUGUGUACCCCUGCUCCGUUACUCUGUCGUCUCUCCUCCUGCUGCUACUACACCUCACGGCGUCGCAUUCCGGCGCCGGGCCCCUCAUCGCCGAUGUCAACAUACUAUUGCCUCCCAAAGUGACUCGCCGGUGGAGUACAGACUUCAGGGCAGCGACGGUUGCUUCAAAUGAGCUUAAUUCAAGUAGCCAUUGCUCGACAAGUGCUCGAUUAAAGUCCAUCGCACCUUAUGACGGGCGGCAGGAGACUGCCGUUUAUGCAACUGAUUUGAAUACUGGGACCGUGAUUAGGUGCAAGGUUUAUAUUGAUAUGAUACCGAGGAUUCAGAUAUUUCAUAACUCCAUCAAGCUGGAUCUUGACGGGCUUGCUACUCUGCGUGUGUGUGCCUUUGAUGAAGAAAAUGUCUUCUCCUCCUUGGUGGGCCUGCAGUUCAUUGGGCAAUUGAUGCCAGAAUCUCAUGGAGUUUCUGAUAAUCUCAUGCAUCUACCUUUGAAGGAUUCUCCACUGAGAGAUUGUGGCGGCUUGUGUGGUGACCUUGAUAUCCAAGUAAAGCUCGAAGAAAGUGGUGUGUAUUCGGAUUUGUAUGUAGUGAAAGGCAUUGAGAUUGGCCAAGAGAUUGUUUCUGUUAAUUUGCUAGAAGACUCACUGGAGCACUUAGCUGACAAAAUUGUUCUCACAGUUGCCGAAGCAAUGUCCCUAGAUCCCCCAUCACCUGUGUAUGUCCUCGUUGUAGCUCAGAUGGAAAGUGCAUUGGGUACAGUUCAUGCAGUGAACCUUGGGGUAACUGCAGUUGUUGUUGAGGACACCAGGGUUGUUGGACACAUGCAAAUAUCGUCUCUGCAUGUGGUCGUACCCAAUAAUUUGUUGUUAUAUAUGUCUCCUCUCUUUCUUUCUGGAGGUCAAAUUGAUGUUGUCGAGCCCAUUCCAUCUGUAUCACGUUGGUAUGUUGUGUCUGGUCGCCUGUAUCUCAUUCGUGUUAAGGUUUUCUCGCCAGUUCCUAGGGCGCACGAUUUUAUUACCGAAAGUGAUGUAAUAGAGCUUCAUGAUAACGGUGAUGAAUUCUGGAACAUAGUCCCACUUUCAGAACAUGAGGAUGUUAUUGCCGAGAAGAAUUGUAGAGUUCUAAACGCAAAUUCAUAUGGACUGGGGAAACUUAUUGCAACUUUGUCUUACAGCUCUGGGCAUGAUACGUGGAAAGAAGUUGUCAAAGUAGUUCAAGAUGUCAUGGUUUGUGAUCCGGUUCAAUUCAAUAUGUUGGGAAACAGAAAUGUUUCUGACAGAAUUUUCCUCCCAUGGGUUCCUGGUGUCCAUCAGGAGCUGGAGCUUAAAGCUAAAAAGCCUGGAAAAGCAAUUGUUAGAGCCGUGACCAUAUUUGAUUCAUUGAAUUAUGACGAGCUGGUUAUUGAAGUUUCCAUUCCUCGUUCGAUGGUUAUGCUGCCUAACUUAUCUGUAGCGAUGCCCUUCGGGUCCCAUCUUCAAGUGUUUUUGACAUUGAAAGCAUCACAUGGUGCUUAUUACUAUGCUUGUGAUGCAUUCAGGUCAUCUGUAAGAUGGAGUACCAAGAGUGAUUCUUUUGUAGUUGUCAAUGCGACUGAGGAAUUUUUUGUUAUAGACCAAAAAGAAGCCACUGAACUUCGUUCCUUGUCGUUUGGUCCUCCAUGUGCAUGGACCCGCAUAUAUGCUACGAAUCCCGGCCGCUCUUUAGUAUACGCAACAUUAAUCAGAGAUAAUCUACAAUCUGACCAAGUUGGUUGGGAAUCAAUUGCCUUGAAAGCAUCCUUGAAUAUUGCUGCAUUUUCACCACUCGUUGUGCAUCGGGCAAGUGACGGGAACCAGUUUGGUGGCUACUGGUUUAAUUUGGCUCAUGCUGAAUCUCAUAAUCAGCUGCAUAAUUUGGAUCACUUGUAUAUUGUGCCCGACACUCAAGUAGAUGUUAUGCUUCUUGGGGGGCCAGAAAGAUGGGGUAAGGAUGUUGAAUUCAUUGAAAAUGUACAAGUUCUGAACGAACAGACUUCUUCUUUGAAAAAUGCUAUUUCCAUUGACCAAUCAACCAGCUUUGGUAAUCCAUACAAAAUAGGAUGUGGUAGUUUGGGAACCUUCAGGCUUGUUUUCAGCCGUGGCAACUUAAUCGGGGAGGACCAUCGUUUGCCUGUUGUAUCAGAAGUGAAGUUGUUGCUCGUGUGUAGUUUCCCAGCUUCGAUUGUAAUAUUGGCUGAUGAAGCUUUUAAUGCUCUUCCAGCUAUAAAGUCCGCUGCUCAGGCUGAACAUUCGGUUGAAGGAAUUCGGGUUCCCCCAAUUACAGUAGCCAAUGGACGGAAGAUAAGAGUGUCAGCUGUUGAGGCCGGCCUCAGUAAUUCUAGAAAUGCUUUCGCAAAUUCAUCUUCACUCAGCCUCGGCCUUCGUCACUGCAUCCCUAGUGGCAUCUGCCGCCUGCCCCACUGCCGCCACCACAUCUCUGCGCUGCCGCCGGCCACCGCGGCCUCCGCCCUCUCCAUUGCAGCCCGCACCAGUUUUGAAGAUGCAGAGUGUUGUCGACAACUCCCUUUGCAACAACCGUUGCCGACCGUGUGUCUGCUGCUGCAUUCAUUGCACGUGAAAAAGGGUUACUCACCGCUCGUGAAAGUCUUGCGCCUAUAUGUGGCGUUCCAAUUCGCAGAGGUGGUUGAAGCACAGAGGAGGGCUGUCAAUGACGCGGUCGAAGCGGUGUACCGUAAACUUUCACGGAUGGUGAGUAACCUUUUUUCACGUGCAAUGAAUACAACAGCAGACACACGGCCGGCAACGGUUAUUGCAAAGGGAGGUGCCGACAACACUCUGGCAUCCGCAAAAUUGGUACGGGAUGCAAUGGAGAGGGCAGAGGCCGCGGUGGCCGGCGGUAGCACAGAUGUGGUGGCGGCAGUGGGGCAGGCGGUAGAUGACGCUAGGGAUGCAGUGGCGAAGGCCAGGCUUGGGUGA
This is a messenger RNA of Striga hermonthica, 2991 nucleotides long. NCBI's taxonomy places the organism in Eukaryota, Viridiplantae, Streptophyta, Magnoliopsida, Lamiales, Orobanchaceae. The record is from the annotation of a GenBank genome assembly.